Molecule: messenger RNA, 3888 nt
Organism: Pyrenophora tritici-repentis Pt-1C-BFP
Lineage: Eukaryota; Fungi; Ascomycota; Dothideomycetes; Pleosporales; Pleosporaceae
Biological process (GO): transmembrane transport; intracellular calcium ion homeostasis
Cellular component (GO): endoplasmic reticulum membrane
Molecular function (GO): ATP hydrolysis activity; ATPase-coupled monoatomic cation transmembrane transporter activity; P-type ion transporter activity
Source: RefSeq, a predicted model, not a curated record
AUGGCGCCGCUUGUCGACAGCCCCCAGAUCAAGCAGGCCAGCCUGCACAAUCCGCUGCCGUUGCAGCUGCACACAUAUAUCUGGCCAUUCUUAAUAGUAUGGCCGGCCUUCUCCGCAAUCUACUUCUCGCCGUCGCGCUAUGAACAGUAUAUUCAGUCUUCGGAAUGGACCUUCGUUUGGGUGGCCAGCAUCACCACCUUCCAGUCGCUAUUCUGGCUGAUGACGCAUUGGAAUGUCAACCUUAAGAGCGCAUUCACCACAACGGCAGCCAGCGAUGUGCGCUCGGCACAGCUUAUCAAGGUGCAGCCGAUCAAGAACGCGGGUGCCGCUGAGAUAGUCAAGUUGGUGCGCGACAAUGUGGGCGGAAAGCCAAAUCUGUCCUUUUUGUUCCAGAAGCGCCGCUUUCUCUACGAUGCCGACAAGGGCUCCUUUGCUCCGCUCUCCUACGCCCUCGAUACCGAACCGAAGCCGCUGCUCAAGACAUUCCAGCAGACACAGGGUCUUACCACGCCCGCUGAGAUUGAGCGCCUCACGCAGCACUAUGGCGACAACGCAUUCGAUAUUCCCGUCCCGACCUUUACCGAAUUGUUCAAGGAACAUGCCGUCGCGCCCUUCUUCGUCUUCCAGGUCUUCUGUGUUGGGUUGUGGAUGCUGGAUGAAUACUGGUACUACUCGCUGUUCACACUGUUCAUGCUUGUCGUUUUCGAGAGCACUGUCGUGUGGCAAAGGCAAAGAACGCUGAACGAGUUCCGUGGCAUGAGCAUCAAGCCAUACGAGAUUCUGGUAUACAGGCAGAAGAAAUGGCAGGAGAUUAUGAGCGAUAAGCUGCUUCCCGGUGAUGUCGUCAGUGCAGGCAGGACAAAGGAAGACUCUGGUGUCGCAUGCGAUAUGCUUCUGCUCGAAGGCUCGGCCAUUGUCAACGAGGCUAUGUUGUCGGGAGAGAGUACCCCAGUGCUCAAGGAAUCGGUACAACUGCGCCCUGGCGAUGCCCGCAUCGAGCCCGAGGGUCUGGACAAGAACUCGUUCCUCUGGGGAGGCACCAAGGUUUUACAGGUAUCGCAUGGUAAUGACGCCGAGGAAGAUGGUGGCACCGUUUCAAGGCUUUCGUCUGGAGUUCCACCACCUCCGGACAAGGGCGCCGUCGCUGUUGUAAUCAAGACUGGUUUCGAGACCAACCAGGGCAGCCUUGUCCGCACUAUGAUCUUCGCCACUGAGCGCGUCUCCGCAAACAACGUCGAGGCCCUCUUCUUCAUCCUCUUCCUUACCGUCUUCGCCGUCGCUGCCUCAUGGUACGUCUGGCAGGAGGGUGUCAGACUGGAUCGCCAACGUAACAAGCUUCUCCUCGACUGUGUCCUCAUCGUCACCAGCGUUGUUCCUCCUGAGCUUCCCAUGGAGCUUAGCUUGGCCGUCAACACGUCUCUUGCAGCCCUAAGCAAGUACGCCAUCUUCUGUACCGAGCCCUUCCGUAUUCCAUUUGCCGGGCAAGUCGACGUAGCUUGCUUUGACAAGACUGGUACAUUGACUGGAGAAGAUCUGGUCGUAGAUGGCAUUGCUGGUCUAUCUCUAGGAGAAAGCGGAGCUACAAUUGCACCUGACGGUGCGCAUACUGACCUUACGAAGCUUACUGACGUCGGCACUGAGACAACUCUCGUGCUUGCUGCCGCUCACGCCCUAGUCAAGUUGGACGACGGAGAGACCGUUGGAGAACCCAUGGAAAAGGCAACCCUUCAGUCACUGAACUGGAAGCUUGGAGCAAAAGACACUCUUCAGGCCACUUCGACUACCGCCAAGUCCCACGCUGAGCUUGUUCACAUUCGUCGUCGUUUCCAAUUUUCCUCUGCCCUCAAACGCCAAAGUUCUGUCGCCACCAUCAUCGUGAACAACAAUAAGACGGGACGUAAGGUUAGGAGUACAAUUGCUGCGGUCAAGGGUGCGCCCGAGACCAUCCGCAAGAUGUUGGUCAACACCCCGCCACACUACGAGGAGACUUUCAAGCACUUUACGCGUAACGGUGGUCGCGUGCUCGCUCUCGCGUACAAGUUCCUUUCUGAAGAAGGUGAAUGGGGCCAGAACCGUAUCAACGACCUCAAGCGCGAGCAAGUCGAAUCUGAGCUACACUUUGCCGGUUUCCUCGUCCUCCAGUGCCCGCUGAAGCCCGACGCCAUCGAAGCCGUCCGCGCUUUGAACGAAUCUAGCCAUCGUGUAGUCAUGAUCACUGGAGACAAUCCAUUGACCGCCGUCCAUGUUGCUAAGCAAGUCGAGAUUGUCGACCGCGACUGUUACAUCCUUGAUGCACCCGAGAACGACGAGACUGGCGAGAAGCUCGUGUGGCGUAGCGUUGAUGACAAAGUUAGCAUCCCUGUUGACCCCACCAAGCCCUUGGAUUCUGAGAUCUUGAAGACCAAGGAUAUCUGUCUUACUGGGUACGCACUUGCCAAAUUCACUGAUCAGCCCGGAUGGAAGCAGAUUCUGCGAUACACCUGGGUCUACGCUCGUGUAUCACCGAAGCAGAAGGAAGAGAUUCUCCUUGGCCUAAAGGACUGCGGUUACACAACGCUCAUGGCUGGUGACGGUACCAAUGAUGUUGGUGCUCUGAAGCAGGCCCAUAUUGGUGUUGCUCUGCUCAACGGUACUCGUGAAGAUCUCGACAAGAUUGGUGAGCACUUCCGCAACACACAAAUGAAGAACGUCUACGAGAAGCAAUGCAACCUCAUGCAGCGCUUCAACCAACCUCAACCACCGGUACCUAUUGUGAUUGCGCACUUGUACCCACCAGGCCCGGCCAACCCGCACUAUGAAAAGGCUAUGGAGGCUCAAGCGAAGAAGAAGGGUCUUCUCCCUGCAGCCAACGGUAUCGCUAACGGAACCGACUCUAACGGUACACUGGUAGAACAGAAGCCUGGCCAGGCUCAGACCCAACAGGCUGCUGCCAACUUCGCUCAGCAAAUGCAGGAGAAGAUGAUGGCUCAAGAGAUGGAAGAGUUGGCUGGCGAGCCUCCGACUAUCAAGCUCGGUGACGCCUCAGUCGCUGCGCCUUUUACCUCGAAGCUUGCCAAUGUCGUCGCUAUUCCCAACAUCAUUCGCCAAGGUCGCUGCACACUCGUCGCUACGAUUCAAAUGUACAAGAUUCUUGCGCUCAACUGCUUGAUCUCUGCAUACAGUUUGUCAGUCCUUUACCUUGAUGGUAUCAAAUUCGGUGACGGUCAAGUCACCAUCUCCGGAAUGAUGAUGAGCGUUUGUUUCCUCUCCAUCUCGCGCGCGAAGACAGUCGAAGCCCUCUCCAAAGAACGCCCGCAACACAACAUCUUCAACACUUACAUUAUCGGUUCCGUACUAGGACAAUUUGCUAUCCACAUCGUCACUCUCAUCUACGUAUCCCAGUACGUUCAGCGCGUUGAGCCCAAGGACCCCAACCCAGAUCUAGAAAAGGAAUUUGAACCUUCGCUGCUCAACUCGGCAAUCUACCUGCUUCAGCUCAUCCAGCAAAUCUCCACCUUCGCCAUCAACUACCAAGGCCGUCCCUUCCGCGAGUCCAUCCGCGAGAACAAGGGCAUGUACUGGGGUCUCAUCUCCGUCUCCGGUGUCGCCUUCUCCUGCGCCACGGAAUUCAUCCCUGAGCUCAACCAAAAACUCAAGCUCGUUCCUUUUACCUCCGACUUCAAGUUCAUGAUUACUAGUAUCAUGGCCUUUGACUUUGUAGCCUGCUACGUUAUUGAAAAGAGCCUCAAGUUCUUCUUCUCGGAUAACAAGCCAAAGGAUAUCGCCAUCAGGCGGCCGGAUCAGUUGGAGCGCGAGAACGAGCGGAAGCGGAAGGAGGAGUUGGAUGCGCAGAGGAAGAAGAAUGAAGAGAUGGUUGCUAUGGCAAGGGAGAAGGGGUUGGUGAAAUAA